Molecule: messenger RNA, 2316 nt
Organism: Aspergillus clavatus NRRL 1
Lineage: Eukaryota; Fungi; Ascomycota; Eurotiomycetes; Eurotiales; Aspergillaceae
Product: putative G-patch domain protein (TFIP11)
Exons: 1
Coding region: 1-2316 (771 amino acids)
Biological process (GO): spliceosomal complex disassembly
Cellular component (GO): U2-type post-mRNA release spliceosomal complex
Molecular function (GO): nucleic acid binding
Source: RefSeq, a predicted model, not a curated record
AUGGAGUCACCGACCUCGUCAUCGUUCGCUGGACAGAAGCGCAAAAUUGUCGACAUGAGCUCAGAUGAGGAGGACUCUCAUCCUCCCACAGCUUUCCGUGGCUUUGCGAGAGCUUCUUCGCGGUCCGAAUCGCCUCCCUCUUUUGGUCUCGGCAGUGCUCGUCGCAACCCUUGGAACAACAACAUGCAGUCGACCACCUCUGCCCCCAGGGGCGGGACCAGCAAUGGCGGCAAAGGUGCCAUGGGCGGUGGUAAUUCCUUUGCUGCGCGCAUGAUGGCGAAGAUGGGAUACAAGGAAGGACAAGGUCUGGGUGCAAGUGGACAGGGUAUCGUGAAUCCGAUCGAAGCCCAAGCGCGGCCGAUGGGCGCUGGGUUGGGCGCGGUUCGAGAAAAGACAAAGAAGACUCGGGAGGAAGAGAAACGGCAAGCUGCUGCGCGAGGGGAGGUCAUUGAAGACAGCUCGGACGAAGAAAGAAAACGGCGACGGAAGAAGAAGGAAGAGCGUCAGCGAGAGAGCCGGAGUGCAACAGGGACACCGAUUCCACGGGCGAAACCUCGAUUCCGGACCGCACGCGAGAUUGAGGCUGAUAUGGAUGGUCUCGAAGUACCUAACGUCUUGAAAUCGCUGAUUGAUGCCACCGGAAAGGAACAGCGAGUCUUGACCUCUACCGCCGGAUUGAUGACCCCGUUAGAGUUUGUCAAUCAAGGUGAAGGAGAAGCCCUGAAGAUUGCGCGACGAGCACGCAACGAUCUCGAAGCAUUUGCAGAUGAGUGGAAGGGAUUGACGGAGCGGAAAAAGUUCAUCGAGUUAGAGGAAGCUCAGAUUGUGGACCAAUUAGACACCAAUCAGCUCAAGACGGAUCAGCUUUCGGAUUUGAUUACUGCCAUCGGGCAGCUGGAGAUCUUCCAAGGAGACAGCAUGCUGGCGCGAUUCGACGAAUUGACCAGCAAGCUUGAGUCGAUGGAAAUGAAGUACCGCAAUGAGAUUGAUGAGUAUCGACUAUCAGAGACGGCGGUCGCUGCUAUUCAUCCAUUGUUUCGGCAAGCAAUGGAGGAAUGGGAACCUCUUCAAGAGCCGACAUUUCUUGUAUCCAAUCUUCGUCGCCUCCAGCCACUUCUGUCUCGUAAAAAGGAGGAUGCAACCACAUCAAGGCAAUCAACAUCACCAUAUGAAACCAUGAUCUACACCCUUUGGCUUCCACGAGUGCGCUCAGCGCUGCUGAAUGACUGGGAUGUAUUCGACCCAUCCCCGGCGACAUCGCUGGUCGUGUCGUGGAAAGACGUUCUUCCGUCCUUCGUCUACGCCAACGUGCUCGACCAGCUCGUCGUUCCUAAACUCAGCAGCGGCCUGAAGGAAUGGAAACCCAGAAGCAGCAGCCGGCGCCAUCCCUCUUCCCAUCAAAACUCACGCUUCCCGUGGUGGCUAUUUACAUGGCUGCAGUACUUGGAUGAACGACAUACGAACCCGAAACAGGCUACAGGUCUGCUCUCUGACGCGAAAAGAAAGUUCCGCGUGGUGCUGGAUUCGUGGGAUCUCCGCAAGGGCUUGAUCAGUGGCGUUGAACUUUGGCGAGACGCGUUGGGGUCCGAAUUUGACGCCUCCCUCCGCAAUCAUCUAUUACCGCGGCUUGCGCGUCAUCUGCGGGAGAACUUCGAGGUCAACCCUCAAGAACAGGACAUGGCCGCAUUGGAAGACGUCUUGAAGUGGAAGGGAUUCUUCAAGCCCAACGUCAUCGGCCUGCUUCUGGUAGCCGAGUUCUUCCCCAAAUGGCACAACAUCCUAUACAUCUGGCUCACAAACGAUCCCAACUUCGAGGAAGUCGGAGAGUGGUUCACCUGGUGGCGAUCUCAGAUCCCCGCUGAGAUCAACGAGCUGAGUAUCGUCGACGAUGAGUGGAACAAGGGUCUUCAGCAGAUGGAUCUCGCAUCCCGCCUGGAAGACCCCGCAACCGAGCUCCCAGUCCCAACCGCUGCGACGCCACAGAUUCCUCCCGAAGGCGUACCACGCGCUGCAGCGGCUGCCGCCCAGGAGGCGGCCCCGGCACCGCGGAAGCCCAAGGUGGUCGAGGAAAUCGCGUUCAAGGAUAUCCUCGAAACAUGGUGCAUGGAACAGGGUCUCAUCAUCCUCCCUUUGCGCGAAGCGCAUCCUCAAAACGGACAGCCGCUUUUCCGCAUCACCGCGAGUGCCACGGGCAAGGGCGGACUGGUCGCGUUCAUCCAGGGAGAUGUCGUCUGGGUUCAAAACAAGAAAGCGAAGGAUGUUUGGGAACCCAUGGGGCUGGAAGAUCGACUUGUGGAGCGUGCCGAGGGCAGGUAA